Messenger RNA from Emiliania huxleyi CCMP1516, 534 nucleotides. RefSeq lists its product as hypothetical. The record is from RefSeq and is a predicted model, not a curated record. NCBI's taxonomy places the organism in Eukaryota, Haptophyta, Isochrysidales, Noelaerhabdaceae. The transcript is spliced from 3 exons. Bases 1 to 534 code for a protein of 177 amino acids.
AUGUACGAGACGGACCUGCAUGUGCCGAUGAUGAUCAAGGCGCCCGGCUACUCCCCAGCGCGCGUUCCGGCUAUGGUGGAGAACAUCGACCUCUACCCGACCAUCCUCGACCUCAUCGGCGUCCCUGCGCCGUCGCACGUGCAAGGCACAUCACUGUACCUCGACAGCGACACAAUCCGUUACGAGGACGAGCAAUUCUCCGAGUACUGCAGCCACACUUGUUGGACCAUCGAUACGUGCAGGCAGUCGUGCAGGGAGAACUUGAACCGCGCCGACGAUCCCUCCUACUCAAGGAAGGUGACUCAGAUGCGAAGCGACUUGCAAGCUCACAAGAAGUCGCGAGGGUCACCGGGCUACGGCUUUACUACGUACUGGAGUCGCUGGCUAGCAGCGAGCUCGGCAUUCUUACCCGAGCCGCGAGCCAACGAACUCUCUCUCUUGCACACUUCCGUCGACGUACUGGUCGUAUGUGUCGAUAAUGUGAGCGACCCAGAUAAUACGGGCCUGCCACGGUACAUCUGCAGCUGCAGCUGA